AUGGGAUGUUUUAAAUUACUAGUAGUUCUUCUGGAUGUUGCGCUAAUUACGGAAUGUAUUAGUUUCUUGCAUAAUGCUUGGAUUUUUACCACGUCAACAACUCAAAAACCUGGCUGUUUCAUUCACAGAGAUCAACAAUUACAUAUCAUUAUGGAUCGAGUAUGCGAAAUUUGCCAUGAAAUGUAUUCACAUCAAUAUCCCAACACCAGAGCUAACUGCAGAUCAAACUGCUUCCGAAGCAAACACUUUCAGUCAUGUCUGGAACAUUUUCGACCAAUGACUCCGUACGGUUAA
Molecule: messenger RNA, 294 nt
Organism: Thelazia callipaeda (thelaziosis nematode)
Lineage: Eukaryota; Metazoa; Nematoda; Chromadorea; Rhabditida; Thelaziidae
Source: the annotation of a GenBank genome assembly